GUCACCCAAACAUAUCACAGUCUGGCACUGCAAGGACUCAGACAGAAGCAACAGAAAAUGUGAAGGAAGUGCGCCGGGGAGGGGCCUUUUGUCUGGAAGAAAUAGAAUAACUAUCUAACAGCGUUUUUUUAUCCCGUGCGACACGGAAAAGUCCGGCACGGCCACGACCAGGAACAUCCAUUUUCUGUCGGGAAACAAAGGAGUGUAUGUUUUUUUGGAGCUCCUGUGGACAACGGGGUUUUCUCUCCCCUCAGCUGCUCUGGUUUAUAUGCACAGACCUCUCCCUUUCUUUAUCAGGCCUUUUCUUUUUCCCACCUCCCUUUAGCCUUUAUCCUUUCUCACUGCAAAGAUGCCCAGCUCUGUCUUCACGGACAACAGCGUCCAGGGAGGAGCCCUGCAGAUCGCCUUAGAUCAGCUGUCCCUGCUCGGCUUGGACACCGAGGAGGAGAACCCCCUGUUCGACGAGCAGGAGUCCCAGAGAAAGAGCGUCAACAUGACCGAGUGCGUCCCGGUGCCCAGCUCCGAGCAUGUGGCGGAGAUUGUUGGCAGACAGGGUUGCAAGAUCAAAGCCCUGCGAGCAAAGACCAACACCUACAUCAAGACCCCCGUUCGAGGUGAAGAGCCUAUGUUUUUGGUGACAGGCAGGAGGGAGGAUGUUGCUAUGGCCAGGAGGGAAAUCAUCUCUGCUGCAGAGCACUUCUCAAUGAUUAGAGCCUCUAGGAACAAAAACACCAGCCCAAACCAAAGUGGUACCCCAGUCCCCGGACCACCAAACCUGCCUGGACAGACCACAAUUCAGGUUCGGGUGCCCUACCGUGUGGUUGGACUUGUUGUUGGCCCAAAAGGUGCCACCAUCAAGCGCAUUCAACAGCAGAGCCAUACCUACAUAGUCACACCCAGUCGAGACAAAGAGCCGGUGUUCGAGGUCACAGGGAUGCCAGAGAAUGUUGAUAGAGCACGUGAAGAGAUUGAAGCCCACAUUGCCAUGAGGACAGGAGGACUUAUUGAGGUCCAAGAUGACAAUGACUUCCAUGCAAAUGGGACAGAUGUUGGUUUUGAUCUGCAUGGGCAUGCCAAUCUGUGGUCUAAGUCCAGCAAUGGAAUGAAGCCCACCUCUAUACGUAAACCCUUCUCUAACUACCGCAAUGACUCGUCCUCCUCUCUAGGCAGUGCCUCCACUGACUCUUACUUUGGUAACAACAGCUCUCGCAUGACUGACUACAGCCCUCCGAGCCCUGCCCUAAGUUACACCACCCCAAACAACAACAAUAUCACCAAUGGCAACACAAACAGCGACUCUUUUGUUUACGGAAGUGAAGUGAUUUCACCUGAGUACAGUGAUCAGACUUUUGACUCUUCACAAACAGCAACAGCCCUCCUGUGGUCCCAUUAUGAAUGUGGCAUCACCCCAUCUUCCACCUCGGCUGUGUUUCCCGACAACACCCCCACCAAUGGUUUAGGGGUUAAUGGUUGUACCCCACAGCUAAGAAUGUCGCCCCCCAUCCACAGCCACACUAGAGUCUCCACUGAGCACCCACUUGCCCGAAGGGUGCGCAGUGAUCCAGGAGGAGGCCCACUCAGUUUCAUCGGUUACUCCAUCGCUAUUGCCUCCCCACAUGGCUCUCAUCUCCAUGGCGUUGCAUUUGACUCCUCUGCCUCCUCUUCCUCUUCUUCCUCCUCUACAUCAUCCUGCACCAGCCGAAAAGGCAGUCGUGAUUGUUCAGUGUGCUUUGAGAGUGAGGUCAUCGCAGCCCUGGUUCCUUGUGGACACAAUCUUUUCUGUAUGGAAUGUGCCAACCGUAUCUGUGAGAGGAGUGAAGCCAAAUGUCCUAUCUGCCACGCCGCUGUUACUCAGGCUAUACGUAUAUUGUCAUAAGAAUAUGUCACUCUAUGAAUUGUUUCAUAAGUAAGACCAAAAGACUCUUCAUACUGCUUUAAUAAGCUCAGCCAAUCAUCACUUUGCUUUGUUCAUAGGUGUACGCAUGUAAAGAAAAGGAUGGCAUCUUAUUUUGGCUCUCAUCAUAUCCUGUAUGGAUGGGGAAUUAUUCUCAACAUCUAAGUGCAUGUUUAAGAUAUAACAGCAUAGUAACCAAUAGUUCUAAUACAUUUGUAAGACAACACUGUGGGCUCAAGAUGGAGGUACUCUGAACAAACUUUAGAUUGUUAGCAGGCCGAGCCUUCCUGUUUUUCCCAGGAAUAGAAGUGAAAGGGAAGACAUGCUGGGAAACAUGGAUGGUUCCAGCAAACAUGACUAUUGAACCUACAGAGAUACUGCAACCAGAAAUCAGAAACCACAUGAAGGACGACAGCAUAUCCUACAUUUAUGUUUCAUAUAUAUCAAUUUCUGCAAUUUGAACCUUUUAAAUGGAAUUGAUACAGAUUGAAGUAUUAUAUUAUCUUUUUUUUACUUGAAAGAUUAUAUUUCUUAUUGCAAAAUUGUUUACAGAUAUAAUUUAAGGUGAGUGAACUUUUUGUAGCUGGGAUGAAAUAUUUCUAUUUUUUUUUAGUAUGGUGUAAUGGCAAUGCAUUAUUUUAAUACCCCAUAACCGUGGAAGGAAAUCGAAUUCUGCAAAAUGUGAUUGCAUUGGACAAUAUUCUGUCUCGAUGUAGUUUUUAAAGGUUUGACUAGACAUGUCUUUUGAAACUGCUUCACCCAGCAUAUUUUUAUCUAGUAACAAAAAGCAUAUUUUAUUCUAUAUUAUUGUAAACAUUGAACAUGAGUGAAAUUUGUGAGUUGAACAUGAAAAAAGCAUUUUGGGCUUUCUUAAAUUUGUAUGAAUUAGAUUCUAGUUGGAUUUACAGGCUUUUGUUGUGCCACUACAAUUUUAGUAUUUCUAUUUUAAUAAGUUUGUUUACCACUUGUUUAUGUAUAUGUUGGUUAAGUUUACUUAAGUGUAUAUGUACUUUAUUAAGCAAAGUUUAAGAACAAAGUAUAUUUUAUUUUAUGAUAAAGGGCCUUUCACCUCAUGAUCAAAUUUUAAUAUUAUAUUUGCUGAAACAAGAUUUGAAAUGUAUGGAGAGUUAUAUUUUUUUGACAUUUAAAGUAAAACUUUGUUUAUGGUGCUACUUCACAUUUUUUAAAGUGUUUCUUUAUAAGUCCAAUAAAAAAUGGAAUGUUCA
Labrus bergylta (ballan wrasse) is the source of this 3120-nucleotide messenger RNA. RefSeq names its product mex-3 RNA binding family member B (gene mex3b). The record is from RefSeq and is a predicted model, not a curated record. NCBI's taxonomy places the organism in Eukaryota, Metazoa, Chordata, Actinopteri, Labriformes, Labridae. Gene Ontology annotation, molecular function: RNA binding.